Messenger RNA from Brienomyrus brachyistius, 17798 nucleotides. Its product is annotated as protocadherin-16-like. NCBI's taxonomy places the organism in Eukaryota, Metazoa, Chordata, Actinopteri, Osteoglossiformes, Mormyridae. The record is from RefSeq and is a predicted model, not a curated record. The coding region runs from base 459 to 10349 and encodes 3296 amino acids. The transcript is spliced from 21 exons. Gene Ontology annotation, molecular function: calcium ion binding. Gene Ontology annotation, biological process: homophilic cell-cell adhesion. Gene Ontology annotation, cellular component: plasma membrane.
UGGCCUUGUCGCGAUAUCGGGUUUCACUCGGGCGAGAUGCGGCGUGUCCGCCGAGCUUCGACACAAAGCCGGACUGGAUGCUGUGGCGGCGGGGUGCAGAUGCGCGAGCAGCGAUCGGCGAGCCGGUAGAGAGGCGGAGAGGGUGGUGCACUGAAGGAUCAGCGAGGGGUGGCGUUACAGACCGAGGGGCACGCGUCCACCUGACCCUAAAAUAACGAAAAAGAGGCAAAUAUUUACCGCAGGAACAAAGGCAUUAUAAUAUAAAUCAGCUGUAAAAAAUACACACGCGCACUCCGGAAUGGAUGUAUAGUAUCCAGUAGCCAAUCUUGUCUGUUCAAUGAACGCUGACUGGGUUCCUCUGCGGUGGCAAAGCAUUCGGAGCUGCAUCUGCAUACAAACGGGAUUUAUUGGUGGAUGAGGAGCUUAACUUAACAUCUUAACAUCCAGCGCUGGAGCAAAUGAAUGCUUCGGGAGAAGCGGCCGGCAUGAAGACGAUGUCUAAGGGAUCGGGGAAGGUGGUGAUGAUUCAGCUGCAGAAACGUGGCACCUGGAACCAGAGGAUGCUGCUGCUGCUGUACGUGACCCUGGAGCUUAUCGCGACCCACGCCACUGCGGUCCUCGGCACGCUGGAGCUGCAGCUGGACGAAGAGCAACCAGCGGGCACCAUCGUGGGCGACAUCAGCGCUGGCCUGCCCCCGGGAGUAACAGCAACGCUGUUCUUUAUCGCAGACCAAGAGGGUACUGGAGUUGGAAGUGACCUGGAUAUUGAUGAGACCAAGGGCAUCAUCAAGACGGCCCGUGUCCUGGACCGGGAGGUGCGGGAUCACUACAGUUUUAUUGCUGUCACCACAUCAGGGGUGACAGUGAAGGUGUCUAUUGUGGUGAAUGAUAUCAAUGAUCACGCACCAGAAUUCCCGAGGGAGAGGACGGUCCUCAAAAUUCCGGAACAGACAGCAGUGGGUACAAGGUUCUCCCUGGAACCUGCCGCUGAUGCAGACAAAGACCAGCUGACCACUCAGGGUUACCAAAUAAAAGACGGGAAUGUGGGCCAGGCUUUCCGCUUAGAUACCAAAAGGGGGUCCAACAAAGUACUCUAUUUGGACCUGGUCGUCAAUGCUGUUUUGGACAGAGAAAAACGGUCUUCCUACUCUUUGUUGCUAGAGGCUUUUGAUGGGGGCUCUCCUAAGAGAACAGGGCAGAUGGUCUUAGAUGUCUUCGUGCAGGACAUCAAUGAUCAUGCGCCCGUCUUCAACCAGAGCCGCUAUCAUGCCAUCAUCUCCGAGAGCAUGCAACCCGGUAGCAACAUCCUGCAGGUAUAUGCUUCUGAUGAAGAUGAGGGUGACAAUGGACUGGUGCUAUAUGAGAUAAAUAGGAGGCAGAGUGACCCAGAGAACUACUUUGUUAUCGAUCCUCGUUCUGGGAUGAUCACCCUCAACAAGCCACUGGACUAUGAGAUACGGAAGGUCCACGAACUGGUUGUUCAAGCCCGCGACAACGCGAGCCAGCCGGAGGUGACAAACGCCUUUGUGACCAUCCAUGUCCGUGACUACAAUGACAACCAGCCCACUAUGACCAUCAUCUUCCUCAGUGAAGAUGGCUCGCCCCGAAUCUCAGAGGGGGCACAGCCUGGCCAAUACGUGGCCCGAAUCUCUGUCUCAGACCCGGACUACGGGGAGUAUGCCAACGUCAACGUGUCUCUUGAGGGUGGCGAUGGCAAAUUUGCCCUGACCACCAAGGACAGCAUCAUUUACCUCAUCUGCGUGGACCAGGUGUUGGACCGUGAGGAAAGGGACUCCUAUGAGCUACGAGUGAUGGCCACAGACUCUGGCACUCCACCCCUGAGGGCCGAGUCCUCCUUCACCAUCCAAGUUACUGACAUAAAUGACAACCCCCCUCUCUUUGACCAGCAGGCCUACAAACAGGCCAUUUCGGAGGUGGUCUAUCCCGGGAGCUUCGUCCUGCAGGUGACUGCAAGGGACAAAGACCAGGGCCCCAAUGGGGACAUCCAGUACAGCAUUCUCCAGAAGCCUGGCACCCACUCGGAUUGGUUCUCGAUCGACCCAGUGACGGGGAUAAUCACCACAGCAAUGCAGCUUGAUUUUGAGAUGGACCCCAGGCCCCAGGUAACGGUGGUGGCCACCGAUGGGGGCCGUCCACCCUUGUCCUCCACCGCCGUGGUUGACAUCAUCUUGCAGGAUAUGAAUGACAACAGGCCCGUUUUUGCGAGCAGUUUCUACAACGUGUCCAUCGACGAGAACGUCGCAGUGGGAACCUGUUUCCUUGAGGUGAUGGCGACUGACGAGGACAGAGGUUCUUUUGGGACCAUAUCCUAUUCCAUUGGAUCCGGAACCGGCAGCACAGCCCCCACUCAAUUUACCAUCGGCAAGGAGACAGGCCGGAUCUGCACCAACAUGGCUUUGGACCGGGAUCAAGGUCCAUCCAGCUAUGACUUUGCUGUGACUGCAGCGGACGGGGGUGGACUGAGCUCCACAGCAUCCGUGAAGGUGACCCUGAUGGACAUCAACGACAAUGUGCCCACCUUUUACCCUGUGCUCUACGCCGUCAGCCUGAGCACGCAAAGCACACCUGGAACUUCGGUCGUCCGGGUGACGGCCUACGACCCUGACGCGGGAGCCAACGGGAAGGUGACCUACCACAUCAUCCCAGGCUACAACUCCCCCUUCUUCACCCUGAACAAGGACACAGGUGUGAUCUCCCUCUCCCGCUCUCUUCACGGCAAGGCCAACUCCGUCAUUUCCAUGGUGAUCGGAGCCCAGGACGGCGGCGGCCAGUCGGCCCCCGCCAGCGCCCGCGUCAACAUCAGCGUGGUUGCUGGCUCAGUGGCGCCCCCUGUGUUUGAGCAGGCGCAGUACUUCUUCACCGUGUCAGAAGAUGUGCUCCGGGGGACGGAGGUGGGCGUGGUGCGUGCGAACAGCAGGAGCGGACUCUCCCGGGACGUCUCCUACACCAUCUCGGCGGGCGACCCCGACGGCUUCUUCACUAUCGACGAGGAGAUGGGCGCGCUGCGCACCAGCCUGCCGCUGGACCACGAGGCCCGGCCCUGGCUGGAAUUGGAAGUGCAGGCGCGCAGCGGCUCCCCCCCCGCCUUCGGGCAGGCACGGGUACGUGUCACGGUGGCCGACGUCAACGACAAUGCGCCCGUCUUCCUGCCCUCGUCCUCUGAGUCGCUGCUGCUGCCGGAGGACACACGCAUGGGGACCACAGUGUACCGCGUACGGGCUGACGACCCCGACUCGGGCCCCAACGGCCAGCUCAGCUUCCACCUCAUGUCUCCUGCUGGUCAGCGCACCUUCAGCGUGGAGCGCGGCAGCGGUGACAUCCGGCUGAUCGGCAGCCUGUCGUACGAGAGCGUGCCACGCUAUGACCUCCUGGUGGUGGCCCGUGAUGGGGGGGCACCCCAGAUGAGCGCCACCUUCACGCUGGUGGUGCACGUGCAGGCUGAAAAUGACCAAGGCCCAGUUUUUGACACGCUUACCUACCGCGUGGAACUCAAAGAGGGCACGCCCCUCAGCACACGCUUCCUUCAGGUCCGCGCUCUCAGCAGGGAGGCCCCCGGGGUUGCCGGAGGCUCCGCCCCCUCAUUAGCAUACCACCUACGCCCCGAUGGUGAUGCGGCAGGCUUCGGUGUGGCCCCCGACAGCGGCUGGCUCUUUGUGAAGAGUGCCCUGGACCGGGAAGCCAAGGACCUGUACCUCCUGACAGUGCUGGCUACAUCAGGCAGCGGGCAGAUGAAGAAGACAGGCAGCGCCACCGUGCGCGUCUCCGUGACGGACGAGAACGACAACGCCCCGCGCCUCACGCAGGAGCGCGUCUUCCUGGCCGUGCGCGAGAACCUGCCCUCGGAGACUGGAUUCGGCCGGGUCUCUGCUACCGACCGCGACGCCGGCCUCAACAGCCGCCUCACCUACCGCCUGCUACAUACAGACAGAAACUUCCAGAUUAACUCCCAGACAGGUGAGAUCAGCACAAAGACGGCCCUGAAUCGUGAGCAGCAGUCCAGCUACCAGUUGGUGGUGGUGGUACAGGAUGGGGGUACGCCCCCCCGCAGCGCCACUGGCACCGCCCACAUCACGGUGCUGGACGAAAACGACAAUGCGCCGUCCUUUGCUCAGGUGCCUUCGGGGAGGGAGCUGGUCAUGCAGGUUCAGGACAGUGUGGCACCCGGAUCCCUCAUUGGCACGGUGCACGCCAAAGACCCUGAUGAGGGGGAGAAUGGGACCGUCUUCUACUCCUUGUCAGGCCCAAGGGCAGAACGCUUCUCCCUUAACCCCAACACGGGUGAGCUCCGUACCUCUGCCCCACUGAGCCGUGCCGAGCGGGACGAGUAUAGGCUCACGGUGACGGCCACCGACAGGGGCCUGUCGCCCCAGAGCUCCACAUGUGCCCUACAUGUCCAGGUCAUCGGCUCCAGCAAGACUUCACCAAAAACCAACUCUUUGUCCAUGACCCUCAACUCAGUAGAGGGAGCUAAACCUGGCUCUAUCAUUGGCUCUGUAAGGACACAUGACAAGCAGCCACAAGGCCAAGUGACCUACCUGGUAGUAGGAGGCACAGACCGAGAUGGCACAUUCAUGGUAGACCACCUUACGGGAGAUGUUUACCUGGCCCGGGAGCUGGACUAUGAGCGAGGGACUCGUUAUACCUUGCAGAUUGAGGUGGAUGACCUCUCCCAGGCUUACCCCAACAGUCACCUGGUUCAGCUGGACAUCAACGUGCAGGACAACAAUGACCAUGCCCCCCAAUUUCCUGAGGACCCCGUUACUAUUGUAGUUUCUGAGAACAUGCCACCCGGCUCCUCUGUCUACACCUUCCAGGCCAUGGAUGGAGAUGGGAGUGGGCCCAACAGCGAAGUGCGCUACUCCAUUCUCCGUCGUUGGCCCAAUGACACAGAGGUUCUAUCCCUGGACCCAUCCACAGGUGUCCUGGUCCUGAUACAGCCCCUGGACCAUGAGGUCACCCCUUCUUUUGUCUUGGUGGUUCGGGCCACUGACUCUGCCCUCGAUGUUUCUCAGCGGCGGUGGGGGUCAGUAACGGCCCGUAUCUUUGUGACGGACGAGAAUGACAAUGAGCCCAUUUUCAGCUCACCUGCUGCUGUUAGCGUCAUGGAGGACCAGCCCGUGGGUUUUGUGGUGCUGUACGUCAUGGCCCGUGAUGCUGACAAGGGGGAGAAUGGUCGUGUCUCUUAUCGUAUCCAGGAUGGGAAUGCCGGAGGGAGAUUCAGCCUCAAUCCCAACACAGGUUCAUUGUCCAUCUUGAAAGCCCUGGAUCGGGAGGAACAGGCUGUUUACAACCUAACGAUCAUAGCCGAGGACCACGGGGUACCCCAGCAUUACACCUCUCAGCUGCUUUCCGUGCAGGUGAUUGACGUGAAUGACGAGGCCCCCUGGUUUGAGAAGGCCGAAUUUGAAGCCCAAAUCUUGGAGAACCAGCCACCUGGGCUCACCAUCCUCGCAGUGUCUGCGUCUGACAGGGAUCAAGGGACUAACGGCCAAGUAACCUAUGGAGGCAUCGUGGAGGAAGGCUUCACAAUCCACCCAGAGACCGGGGUCAUCAUGGCCACAAAGGCCCUCGACAGGGAGGUCCAGGACCGCUAUACAGUGACAGUCUACGCUAAAGACGCCGGUCUGCCAGCCAACUUUGCCACAGCCACAGUUCGGAUCACAGUACUUGACGAAAAUGACAAUGAGCCAACCUUUGGGAGUUCCUACUACAACCUAGAGGUGCCAGAAAACCAAGACCCCGUGGAACUCUUCACGCUUCGAGCCACCGACCAGGAUGCUGGAGCCAACGGAAAGAUUAAAUACUGGAUUACAGCUGGCGAUCCUAAUAGCGAUUUCAGUCUGGACAGCAGCUCAGGAGUGCUGUCUACUUCCAGACCUCUUGAUAGGGAGAGAAAGUCCAGCUACUCACUUACUGUUGUGGCUCAGGACCACGGCACCCCAUCGCUCACCAGCACAGCUGUUGUGGACGUCGCUGUCCUGGACAUCAAUGACAACAGUCCAAGGUUUCAGCGCAGCAGCUACACCGUUGACAUUUCAGAAGAUGCGGCUGUUGAUUCAGUGUUGUUAGAGGUGACGGCCAUCGAUGAUGACGAAGGGCUGAAUGGGAAGAUACUAUACCUUUUGAGCCCAGAGUCCAUGGGCGCUUUUGCCGUCGACCAGGACACAGGUCGAAUCACCACAGCUGUGACGUUGGACCGUGAGAAGCAGACCUCCUACAGCUUCAAGCUAUGGGCUGUGGACUCAUCCCCCGCGAACCCACGCAAUGGUACGACCCAUGUGUCAGUACACGUGCAGGACGUGAACGACAAUGCCCCCUUCUUCAUUCAGGAUCCAUUAAUCAUCAACAUCUCCAGUGGCAGUGUGUCCAGCCACCAGGUGGUUGCUACUAUGAGGGCUGAGGACAAGGACUUUGGGGCCAAUGGGUCUGUCUUCUACCGCUUUGCCAGCCCGGUUCGGGGCUUCACCAUCAACUCCCUGACGGGGGCAAUCCAGGCCACACAGAGCCUGCAGUCACUAACCCAGAGCCAGCGGACCCUGAUUGUUGAGGCGGUGGACCAGGGCAGUCCUUCCAAGUCCUCGCUUGGGGUUGUGAUAAUCUAUGUCAAGGAAGAGGAAUACAAGGGCAUCCGCUUCUCCCGCGCUGCUCGAGACGUCAACAUCCAAGAGAAUGCAGCCAAAGGUACUUCGGUGGUGCAGGCAGUAGCUCAGCACCCAGAUGGCUCACGCGUUGGCAUCACCUACAGCAUAUUCAGUGGCAACUGGAAGCAGACUUUCAGCAUAAGCUCCAGCACAGGUGAGAUUCGGGUGCUGAGCUCUAUUGGACUGGACUUUGAGGACACCCCCAGACUUCGCCUGGUGGUGAAGGCAGAGACUGCGUUGUCCAGCUCCUACAUGGCCAUCAAUCUGAUUCUGCAGGAUGUCAAUGACAACCUACCGCGCUUCCAGCUGCAGACCUACACUGCAUACAUGCAUGAAGCACAAGGCUAUGACCUUCCCAUCAUCCAGGUUCUAGCUAGUGACCCUGAUCAGGGUCCCAAUGGUCAGGUGACCUAUUCCAUCUCAUCGUCCAGCAUGAGCGGCCUUUUCAGAAUCAAUCCUUCCACAGGCAGCAUUACCACGGCAGCCAUCAUGGACAGAGAGAUCUGGACACAGACUAAGCUUGUUGUCACGGCAACAGACCGCGGUAAUCCCAGGUUGUCUGGGUCUGCUACGCUCACUGUGAUCAUCGUGGACCUCAACGAUAACAGUCCUACAAUCCCUUUGCCGCGGGAGAUCCGCGUGCCAGAGAACACCCUCAUUGGAACAGAAAUUACUCAAGUGACGGGCAAUGAUGUGGACUCUGGUCCCGCCUUGUUCUACUUCCUGCAAUUGGACGCCUUCUCCAAGGGAAAGUUUGGGAUUCACCGCUACGGCGGAGGAGUGUCCUUGACUGGCCCACUGGACUUCGAGGAGAGGACCUGGUACACAUUCACCAUCCGAGCUUCUGAUUCCCAGCACCAUGGCGAAGCCAACCUCACCAUUCUGGUGGAGGAUGUGAAUGACAACGUACCAACCUUCACCCAGGAUCUGUACCAGGUUACACUACCUGAACACUCCCCGCCAGGCAGCCCCAUUAUUACGGUUACCGCCACAGACAGGGACACCGGGAAGAACGGCAAGGUGACCUACAGAAUCAUAUCCUCCACCAGGGAUGGCUUUGACAUCGACCCUCACAACGGUACGCUGUUCAUAAAUCAGAAGGCGGAGUUCGAUCCAGAGCGGCCUUCUGUCACUGUGCUGAUCGAGGCACGAGAUGAUGGAGUCCCAGCUUUGUCGUCCCUCACCACCGUCCAGGUGCAGAUGUCUGAUGUCAACGACAAUGCUCCAACUUUCCAUCAGUCUGAAUACAGGGCCACAGUGUCUGAGGACAUCCUGCCUGGGGCCACUAUCUUGACCUUGGAGGCAAUGGAUGUCGACUUGUCACGGGACAACUGUGGCUUCGACUUUGCCAUCGCCAGUGGAAAUACAGGCAACGCCUUCCAGAUUGAGAGCAGUGUGCGGUAUGUGGAGGGGCGGGGUUUCCAGACAGUGGGGACCCUCAUCUUAGCUGAACAGCUGGACUUUGAGACCACCUCACGAUACAACCUCACUGUCGUGGUAUCAGACCGUGGCGUUCCCCAGCGCAGCUCCAGUGUUGUGGCGGUGAUCUCAGUCGCCGAUGCCAACGACAACCCACCAGUCUUCGGUCGCGCUGAGUACAGUGUGGCCCUAAGCGAAGGAGCGGCCGCUGGCACGGAAAUUUUACGCUUGACAGCCACAGACCCGGACUCUACCACGGACACUGAAAUCCAGUAUGCCAUCAGCUCUGGAGAUGAGAUGGAGCUCUUCUCUGUGGAUCAGUGGACCGGAGCACUACGGCUGCGGAGGUCUUUGGACCGUGAGCGGCAGUCCUCCCAUGUUGUUAUUGUACAGGCAUCUGAUGGUUAUGGAUACUUUGCUUUGGUCCCUGUCAUUGUCGAGGUGAAGGACAUCAAUGACAACAGACCAUACUUCCCUAUCCAGACACUCACAGCAAGCAUUCGAGAAAACCAGCCACCAAACUCUUUGGUCACUGUACUGCAUGCCAUUGACUAUGACACAGGUGUGUUUGGCCAAGUGCAAUAUUUCAUGCUGGACAUGUCGGGAGAGGGAAAAGACUCCUUUCUAGUGGAACAAAAUACAGGAGAGGUCCGGGCACGCUCGACUUUUGACUUUGAGAAGUUGAAUGCUUUCAGUUUUGUUGCUUUGGCUGUGGAUGCUGGAAACUUCUCAGCUACUGUCACAGUGCAGGUUUAUGUGACAGGAGAGGAUGAGUAUGAUCCUCUCUUUACUUCUCCAACCUUUUCCUUUGAGGUUCCAGAGGGGGCCAAGAAAGGGCAGACUAUUGGGCAGGUACAAGCUGCUGAUGAAGACAGCGGUGUUGAUGGCAUCAUCCUCUACUCCUUUGCAAGCCAUUCGCCCUACUUUGAUGUGAACCGUACCACAGGUGUAGUUUUCCUGAAGAUGGACAGCUCGGGCCACCAUAGUGGGACAGGUCGUUCCAAGAGAGAAACCCGGCUGAUGACUUUGGAUGUGGUAGCCCGUAGUCCUUUGGACAUUUCACGUAUGGCCACUGCUCAACUGACGAUUGACGUCACACAAACCUCCUUUGGCCUCGCCCCUGACGUCAACAUCUUGCUGAUCAUAGUAGUUGCCGUAUCGCUGGGCGUCAUCAUUAUUCUCAUUGUGAUAGCGGUAGUGCUAUUCCUGGUAAAGACUAAGCGACGCAAGAAGGGUCAGGGAGCCAACCGUGGGGCUGCUACACCUCAGGGCACAGCCCUACAGAAAUUGGAUGAUACUGCAGGUGGAGAAAGGAUCUACCACCAGACUCUUCCUGGCUAUGCAGGUGAUCAAGGUAAUGCGGGCGGGGGACCUUAUGCCAGAGGUGGAUCCUUGGAUCCCUCCCAUUCCAGUGGGCGGGGUUCUGCUGAAGCUGCCGAGGACGAUGAGAUUCGGAUGAUCAAUGAGUACCCCCGCGUCUCCAGCAUUUCAUCUUCCAUGCAAGAGCAUAUCUCAGCCCGAGGUCCUGACUCGGGGAUCCAGCAGGAUGCCGACCAGCUCUCCGACAUUUCCUGUGAACCAGGGGCCUUGGAUGCUGGACAGUGGUUCAAAGGAAAGAAGCUUGGAAGCCUCAGUGGGACUCUGUUAUCAGGCCAGCACCCCAUCUACAGGGAUGAAGGUGGUGGCUAUCUGGGGGUUGGAAGGGGCUUAAACAUUUCACACCCUAAGGACUACGCUUUUCCAGAGGAUGGGAAGCCCUCAGUGGAUGGCUCUCUCACAGCUAUUGUAGCCAGCGACGAAGAGCUGCGGGGCAGCUACAACUGGGACUACCUGCUCAACUGGUGCCCACAGUUCCAGCCCUUAGCCAAUGUCUUCACGGAGAUUGCCCGACUGAAGGAUGAGAGUGCCCCUCCCAACAACCCACGUCGGCCUUUCCAACCAAAGCCUAAAGCCGACCCAAAGCCAAGAAUCGACCCGCCUCCUCUCAUCACCUCUGUGGCCCACCCAGGAGCUAAGUCUGUUCCCCCGAAACCAGCCGUCGGACGGACGUUCCCACAUUUGGCUUCCCUACGGCGGUCGCCUAUCAGCCAUGAGGGCUCUAUUUCUUCUGCAGCGAUGUCCCCAAGCUUUUCCCCCUCCCUCUCCCCAUUAGCUGCCCGCUCGCCAGCCGUCUCUCCCUUCGGCGUCACGCAGGGUCCCUCGGCCUCGAUGAUCAGCACAGCAGAACAUUCCUUGGAGCAUGGCGAGGAGGCCGAGCUGAGGAUCUGAUGUGGUCGAUGGAGAGGGUUGUCAGUCAAGGAAGGUCGAGUGUGUGAUGUGAUGAGCUGUGAUGUUCUCGCUAGAUCAGAAUAUGGUUCAGGCCCCCCAUUUUGCCAUGGUGGUGAUGGUCUAUUUCUCAGGACCACCUGCUAUGUGACAGACUCCAUCGCAACUCGGCAUUGAUGUCUGUAGAUACACGUCGUACUGCCUCACUGGCUGGCCAGGAAGCUAAGAUUCCAAGAUCCCCUUUUUAGCUUAGGAAGCUGAACAACAAUUCAGUAUUACUUUGCAGCAAGCAGAAAUGCCUGCUACUGUCACUCUUUGCAUCAAUUUGACGAAUGUCUAGAAGUUUUUGAAAAAAAUCCAAGAAACAUGAUUUUUUAUGCACAUUUAAAUAAGGGGAAUCAAAAAGGAUGUUAAAAUGUUGCUUUACUAUUUUUAUACAGUCUUUUGUUUUCUGACUAGAAAAUGCCAUUGCCUCGUGUCAGGAGGCUCUCACUGUGUUAUAUCACACGUAUGUAUGCCACUCUAUGUAUGUUUGUAAUAGUGUUCCAUAUUGCCAUUUGAAGUGGAAUGAAGAGACUAUUGACAUCUGUGAUGUGAGUGCCUGGGGAACAUUUUGUGGUUUAUUAUUUAUAUACAUAUAUAUAUUAAAAAAUCCAAGCGCUUGCUAUGUUAGAAGGAAAAGUGCAAAUUAGACUAGAUUGGUUUUUCAGUACGGUGUUUGUUGUAGUAGUGUUUUACGGGUGGACUUUGCAGGCCUUGCAUAGUGUUUGCUCCACCACUGUCGAGAAAGAAUGGCUGACCUUUUUUUGAAGACUGGGACCUUCCACCUCUUUCGUGGCCCCACCAAAACUCCAGGCUGCCAACACCAACAGCAGGGCCAUAGACGAGGCGUAUGAGUUGGGCCAAACUCAUUUAUCAGCAGUUCCUUCCACCCCUUUCAUUUGAGAACCUCCAGUCACAGUAGAUGUUUCCUGUUUCCCAGAAGCAGGAAACCUUGCCAUCCACAAAUGUCAACCACUUCCCUCCUAGCUAACUUCUGGUUGCAAACCUUUAAUAACAAAACCAAAGUCAAAAAGCUUUCAUUGACCAUGCAGGCCAUCUGCAACAGCUUGCUAGAAGGUUCUUAUGGCCUGCUGUUAAUACAAUAGGAAUGGCUCAGACACCAUUAAUUGUUUCAAGACUACGUGUUUUUCUUUGAUUGUUAGUUUAGAGCUAGAGUUCUGGUCAUGGCGUAUGUUAUACUGGGCUUUUGGCUCUUUCAUCUGCAUUGGCCAGGUGAAGGAAGGUGACAUUUUAAUAAUGGGUAUAAUGUUUGUCAUGGUAUUUAGUACCAAUGGCAAAAGCUCACGUUUAAUAGCAGAGGUGAAGUCCUGAACAAAGUAACCUUCCUUUGCAUUUCCCCCUGUAUUCUCUUACAUCCUCCCGCUUUUCUGAGAGUCAAGAUUAGAUGACAGAUGCUCCAGGGCAAUUGUAAACCUCCUCUCCUCCUGUCAGAGCUGCCACAUUUUGCUACAAACUUAAAAUGUUCUAGAGGACAAAUUGGAAUACAAAGCAUUUGUCGUGGCCAUUGAGCUGCAUGUUAAACAACUAGGUGAAGUUGUGGAUCAUGUUCUCUAAGGACAGGACAAGCCUCCAGGUGGAACCCAAGUGAUUUUUGAGAUGGCUGCCAGCAUUUAGACAAAGGAAUGAUUGUUGAACCCUUUGCCCAUGUACUUAAAGCACAUAAUAAAUUCCUAACAACCCCCCCCCCACACACACACACACACACACACGCACAUAUACACACAAUUUAUUUCUGAAGUCUUGACUAGGAACUCAAAUGUUUAGGCUGAACUGUGUUACAGAUGUGUCAUUUAGAAGGGAAUUGCACCCAUUGUUAAAAAGUGAUUAUCAAGGCAGCAGUCUACAGACAUGGCUUGGAGCAGACAAGCGGUUAGGUGACAGCCGAACCCAGAUGACCCGCGAUCCGGCAUGCAGAGGGAAUUCACAAACACGGCUUUACUCCCACGGAAUGAUGGCAGCUAUUACUGGACAAAAAGCAGCAACGAUGAAUCACAGUGCAAAGCAAGCCAGCGUCGCCAGAAUGGUCUGUAGGCACAUGGCACGUCUGAACAUCAAAAGAAACGGACUGGCGGAGGACCGAGGACUCUUCUUCUUUUCCUUCGAAGGCCGCAGACCAUACCCGCAUUGUAGAUAUGUAAAUAGUCCCUUCUCACAAAUAACCACUGAGCUGAACCUUCCUCUGGGGCUGUGGGAUAUUUGACUUAAUUAACAAUCCAAACUGAACAUGGCUCUGAAUGCUUCGAAGAAUGUACGCACGUUUGACGUGGCUCAGUAAUCAGGAGGCUCUCCUCUUCCAUGUUUCCUCAUGUGGACCACAGACAUGUUUACAUAGCUGUAGUGGAUUUUUGCCUCAAUUGCUGCACCAGGGAAAAAAUGAGCAAUACUGUUUUUUUUUUUUUUUUUUUUUUAAAUAUACAAAUUCAGGCAAAUCCAUACAAUGGUGUUUGAAGGUUCUGGAGCAACAAAGGACUCAGAGCAGAAGGACAAAUUUGAUUAAGCAGGUUAAUAGAGGACAAAAUAAAUAAUUGCAAGAACUCAUUGGAUGAUUUAUGCUCUUCCUGUUCUAGCUCCAAAAUAUGGAGUACUUGGUCUUCGUUUUGUACAAACAGUAUUGUAAACAUGGACAUUUUGCAAUGAAUUUUGAUGGGUGGACAUUCGACCAAUCAGAUGGUGGUGAUGCAACUAGCUUGAUUUAGUCACACUUUUGCCACUGCUUACUACACGUCAGCGUGGGUACAGGUCGGGUCGGGUAUAGCUCACACAAUUUACAAUGGAAAACCAUCACUGCGGUUCGGCCCGGGCCCGGCUCGGUUCUUGGUGGCAGUGGAAAAGCACCAGGACAGCAGUAUUCCAGAGUAUGAACUAUUUGUCUCUAGUCCAAGGAAUGGCAAGCUCCAUAAAAGCAGUAUUGUUCAUAAUUACAGUAGCUGGUUGAAUUAUAUGAGAUGGAAUUGAAAACGUACUGAGACGCUCUUCUACUCGCCUGGAAGCUGCCCUUUCUGGUGGUGUACGAGUAGUUGCUACGAUGCGUGCCUUCUAUUUCCGAAUCACAUGCAUUAGAUCAUUUAAGGUAGGCUAAGGCUAAAACCAGUCAACCCAGGGAUUCUCUACUUCAUUUUUAAAGAAUAUUAGUGAAUGACAAAAAUAUCAAACUGGGCUUAAAAACCAUUAAUGGAAACCUAGAAUUUUAGGAUUGUUAUGGAUUCACUUAGACUCUUAUGGAAAUGUCUUGUGGUCAUUUGCAAUCCUAUGCAUUAUUUGACAAAUGAACCAGCUCAGUUCUAAGAGUAACAUCACCGACAGCAUUUGCUUGUUGGGUCUAUACCCUCCACUCAGCAUAAGCUGCAAACAGCUGGUACCCAGCUGCAUCUCCGUUGGGGUGUGUUUUUUAUAAAACAUAGUUUGGAUGCCGCUCUAAUCUGAAAAUAAAAUUCUCACUCGGUGGUUUUUUCAUUCCAAUUUUUAUCGAAGGUCUUAAUUAGCACUGAUGUCCCAAGCCGAUACCAAAGAUGGCAAUCAGGGUCAGUCCAGGCAUUUCUUAAACUGAUCGGUAUCCGGCACCACAACCCGAUCCAAAGAACACGUUAAUUUCCUGCGUCCGCCUAAUUUACAUUGCAAGGUUCAGUCACACACUGCAGCAAACCUGAGGCACAUGGUUUGACCUACAAACUAUCGGGAUGUCAGCCAUGUGGAAAUUCUUUAAAUUGGAAACUCAAAGCGGCCCAACAGCCACCCGCAGCGUUUGUGAUGCCAUCCUUUCGAAAGGAAAUAGCAACAAAGUGUCAUUUAAUGCAACAAAUCUAAUUCGGCCCUUGCAGAAACAUAAUAAUGAGCGAUGCUAUAAAAUCGCAAGGCUUACUCAGACUAAGAAUGUACCGACGCCUACUGUAUGUCUAAGUAUAAUUACAUAUUUAUUAAAAUAUCAGAUUGGUACUGAAUCAGUAGAUAUAAAUAUUGAAUGGAAUCAAUUGGAGUACCAAAAAAGUGAAUCAGGAUGUCCCUAUUAAGUAGUAUUUGAUGGGUUUAAGUGUUUACUUCACCGGUGAGGAAAUGUGGUGAAGUCGAUGUGUCUUUGAGGAUGCCGGCACUUAGAUGACAGAUGUCGUGACACUUGCCUUGAGGAAGUCUGGGAUCCCCAGUGAUAUUCCAUAUUUAUUUGUCAACGAUCAAGUAUUGUCCAGGUCUUAUUUUACUCUUCAAAGGCUGGACAGCCAAUCAAGGUCAUGAAAAUAAACGAAAUGUUUCUGGCAGUGGACCUUUGGCGAGGGAGCCCAGCGUAAGGUCAGAUUUAUUACUGUCUAAACAUUAGCCAUGGAAGAAAGGCCUGGAAUUUACAUUUCUCCUGUGUUUUUCAACGAAAUGCCCUUUUUUCUGACAGUUCUUCAAUGCAUUUUAAUUGUUAACAUGUCGGUAAAAUAAAAAGUUGUUUAUUGGUUUGGAGUGGAGUGCUUAGUGGAAUGUCAUUAGCAGCUUGAUAAGUUGCAUUCCCGCUAAAAAUGUUUAAUUAUAUAAAGACAACCAAAAAAAAAAAUGCAUCUUGGAAAAAGCAGACCCCCGACCCCCGCACUAAUGACGGUAUAGUAUUGCUGAACUGAAGCUUGCUGGCCAAAAAAGCAAUUUCCCAACUUGAGUGCGGGGAGUUCCAGGAGCAUUCGGGAGCUGUAAAAUCAUUUAACGACGUGAGGAUUGCUUUCUGCUUCCCCUUUGAGGCUGCGCUGACUGGACCCGCCAUGGACAGCUGCCUGAUUGUCAUUACCACAGAGGAUUCAUAUUUGAAUAUAUUUUUGUUGCAUUUCGCUGAAAUGUCGAUAAAUGCCAGAACGGAUUUUCUGCCACGUUGAGCUUGCGAGGAUUUUGACAGCAAGCAGAACUAAACGACUUGGUGACAUAUACCAGUGUUUUAAGGACCUGUAGACUUAAAUAGUUAAAUAGUCGCCUGAAAAGAUCACACCGAGGAGUCAUACUAGAGAAUUACUACAGCAAAUAUAGGCGGUAGCUACUUAAACACUAAUGACAACAAGCUGAAAUUCUCAACAGUGAAUCUUGCUAAGCAGCCGGAAAGUAUUCACUAGUGUGAAAAGUGAGCAGUUCUAUAGGAGGUCACGUAGCAAAGCCAUAUUUAUAAGCGGAAGGCAGAUCCUUGUUUGAAACCACCCUUGUCUUUGCUAGGUUCAUUUUUCUUGAGUUACUUUGCUAUGGAAAAUACCUUAAGAGGUGCUAGUGUCUGUUUUUUAUUACUUUAAAUUUAAAUAAAAACAAACUGAUUUGCAGCACCCAGGGCAUGUGAACAACGACCCAUGUUUAAAACUCCGAGUAAAAUAUCACGGAGCUUGCAAUGCCCAUCCUCAUCGAUCUUCUAACUUCUGCCAACUCACCUCCCCACUUAAGGAAAAAAGUGAAACUGCUUUGCUUCCAAUUAAUUGAAUGUAACAAAGCUGACCCAUGAGAGUAAGCCAAUGCUACUGUCAUUCUUUGGGGGGAGAGAGUGGGUCUGAGUAAAUGACCAUCCGCUUGAAUCGGAUGGAUUCCAUGCCUUCUCCAUUACACGGAGCACACAGCCGGGCGAUUCUGCUUCAUGUCCUGUGUAAUGGUCCGAUUCUCUUCAUACCACCGUUCAGCUUGUGCACGCAGUCCUCCACAUUUCACAUGUGGCUUUUACACCUGUUUCUCCUUAAAGCAGUAUUAUAUAUGAAGGUUUAUCUUUCUGUUUAAACCCUCAGAAAAUGUGCUGUAUCUCACACAGCUGUUCCCUAUCUUAUCUCCUCCCAUGGAAAGUGACGGAUAUAAUCGCAGAUUCAGAACAGCCGCCAGAGAGGAGAUGCUUGCUGGAUCCGGUGCGUUAAUGUCCUGUCAAGGUUGUGAAACACCCUCUGUUGGAAUCAAAGGCAGAUGCGAGGAACAGACAUAUAAGAUCAUGAGCAUAGAUGGACAUUAACGGGAAAAGUCAUGCUGGAUUGUCAAUCCUCAACAGGGCCAAUAGUUGUUUAUUCAGAAAAUGUGAAGAGCAACUAAGGGUUUUGUAUUAGCAAAUAGAAGGAAUAUUAUGUGUUUUUUUGAGGAAAUCCAAACGUGUCGCCGAUUCCUUCCAUUCCUCAUGUCCCUAGAUUCUGUCAGACGACCAGUUGCCAGGAUUUGAUGCGCGAUGUUCUGUCUGGGUUUCUUGGAGUGAUUGUUCCUUUGGAGCUAGUGUGUCCUUUUUUAUUUUGCAUUGGGUCCCGACUUAUCAGGCUGCCGUUAUCCUAAGCAGCUAACUGCCGAUGAAUGCAGCACGUUUUGCAGCUUGCAUUUACUGCAGUCACAGCCUGCAGUGGCAGAAGGAGCAAACUGCCAGUGUUGGGGUUUGGUUUUGAGGAAUCUUUUCAUGCAGAAGUCUGGGUGUUGAAUGUAUUGCUUAUAAAGGAUUCCCCAUAUAAGGAACAAGAUUGGGCAAAGUUUGCAGGAAUGAUCUGCCCUCAUAUUAAUGGCCACUGCAAUCUCCUCAGCUAUAGUACCACUGGAAAAUCACCUGUCCCUGAUGGAGUUUACAAUUCCCAAUAGUCAUUCUAGCGCUAAUACCCAAUUACAUGCCCUUUCACGAUUUCAGAGUUGAUUUCAAUGUAAUUUGAAUGUAACAUCCUAGGUGAGAAAUCCCUCCUAUGGUCCACCUCAGGUCACCGACAUUGUCAGUGUGGGUCUGUAGCUGGAUCUUCUCCACCUCUAAUGGAGGUGUUUGACCUCCAGCCGAUGAUGUAAAACUCAGCGCGUGUCUUCAGAUUCAUCCCCAUGUUGUCACUGCAGCCAGCACGAGUUGGGAAUCAAAGACCUCGGCUACAGCUAGGAGUACCAUGUUAAACAUUUAGUCUGUGAAAGGAGCCGAACCGCCGUCUGAACCCUUGACGAAGUCGUGUCACGUCACCACUGUGGUUGGCGUUCUCGUAGUGGCGAACAUGGCAGAUGUGAAUACCGACAUCCGACUGAAAUCGCACCCGGAACAACGAAACGAAAAGUCGUUUACCUUUUGAUUGUCUUUUAUUUUCUGCAUAGUGCCUUUCUUUGUCUUUUUAGACCUUGGAUGGAACACGCAUGUCCGUCCGUCACACACUCCUGGUCACUGUUCUUUACCGCAGACCUUUGUAUAUUAUUGUAGCUAAGGAAUGAAAACUUUUAUUUAUUUUAUUUUGUAAAAAAAAAAAAUAAUAAAAUGUUUAUUUGUUCUUGUUCCUCAAUAUAUUCUUGAAGUCACAUGUUCUGACUGAUUUGUACUUUGUAUGUAGCUGUGCAUUUGUAGGCAUACGUUUCCACCUUGAGUCUCCUCGAUGUUAUUCCUGAGCACGGAAGCGUUGUUUGCGCCAGUGCCGUCCAUUUGAGAACAGAUGCCUUAAUAAAUGUCCUCGGAAUAUUCGUUACGAA